AUGUCUCCUACGAUACUUGAAACUACUACUACAUCCGAUGGACGUCUCCCAGUUACCCUGCUAAGCGGGUUUCUGGGUUCGGGCAAGACGACGCUCCUGAAGAACAUUCUAACAUCUCCCGACCACGGUCUCCGCAUAGGGGUUAUAGUCAAUGACGUUGGCGCGUUGAACAUCGACGCAGCCCUUCUAUCCGCACAUGACGUAACUCGUAAGGAGGAGCAGGUUGUGGCCAUGCAGAAUGGCUGCAUCUGCUGCACUCUUCGGAGUGAUCUACUCGAAGAGGUUGCGAGACUGGCAGAAGAGAAACAAGUCGAGUACCUGGUCAUCGAGAGCUCCGGGGUUAGCGAGCCAAUGCAGGUCGCCGAAACGUUUUCAGAAGAGUUUGCCGACAUGCACAUCGCCGCAGGCUAUGAUAUCGAAGCCGAAGAUCGAGAUGCCGGGGAGAAGAACAAGAAGCUUGCUAAGAUUCUAAAGGCUGGUGGAUUAUCCAAGGUUGCGCGCCUGGAUACCUGCGUUACACUGGUAGACGCCGUCAAUUUCGUGCAGGAUUUCGCGACAGCGGACUUUCUUGUAGACCGCCAAACUGACGCCCCCGAGGAGGAUGAUCGCAACAUAUCUGACCUGCAGGUAGAUCAAGUCGAGUUCGCCGACAUCGUUGUCGUGAACAAGUGUGAUCUGGUGUCUAGGCACGAGGUGAAUCGGAUAAAAGGGGUCGUCGGCAAGCUUAAUCCCAACGCCAAGGUUGUCUCUACCGUUGGAUCCCAGCUUGACCUAACGGAGAUUCUCAAUACUCGACUCUUCUCUUACGAGAAGGCGGUCCUUAGCGCCGGGUGGUUAAGAAGUUUGCACGAGGAGAUCAAUCCAGAAACGGAGGAGUAUGGCAUAGGCACGUUUGUAUAUCGAGCACGUCGUCCUUUUCAUCCCGCCCGACUAUGGGACAUGAUCAAGUCUGUAUUUGUCGUUAUUCAAACAGAAUAUGAGGCUGAGGGUGAGGAUAUGGAAGUGGAUGGGGAUAUUUCCGGAGACGAGUAUGAUGAAGAUGACGAUAAUGACGAUAACGAAGAUAGCGACAAGGAAGACCAACCUCAGCUCAACCCUAAAGCUAGAUUAGCCUCGAAGAUGGAGGAUCAGACUUUUGGACCGCUAUUACGAUCCAAAGGAUUUCUCUGGCUAGCAACUAGACCUAAGAUGUACGGCGAAUGGUCACAGGCAGGUGUAAUGCUGACUAUAUCCGGACAAGAUCUCUGGCGCUGCGAGGCUCCGGAAAACGAAUGGCCGGCGGACCCGGAGACGAGGGAAGCUAUAACACGUGAUUUCGAGGGAAAGUGGGGAGAUCGUCGACAAGAGCUGGUCUUUAUCGGCCAAGAGAUGAAGGCUGGUGGCGAAACACGUCUUCGGAAAGCAUUUGAUGCGUGUCUUUUGGACGAUCAGGAGUUUCGUGACUGGGAGACGGCCAUGGAAUCUGAUGACGUGCAGGAAUCGUUGGAAGAACUGUUUGAGGAUGGAUUUGAAGAUUGGAUCGAAACUAGCCACGAGGGUCAUGAUCAUUAA
Messenger RNA from Hypoxylon fragiforme, 1551 nucleotides. Its product is annotated as putative cobalamin synthesis protein. NCBI's taxonomy places the organism in Eukaryota, Fungi, Ascomycota, Sordariomycetes, Xylariales, Hypoxylaceae. The record is from RefSeq and is a predicted model, not a curated record. The transcript is spliced from 3 exons. Bases 1 to 1551 code for a protein of 516 amino acids.